Molecule: messenger RNA, 951 nt
Organism: Stylonychia lemnae
Lineage: Eukaryota; Ciliophora; Spirotrichea; Sporadotrichida; Oxytrichidae
Source: the annotation of a GenBank genome assembly
AUGGGGAAAAAGGCAAAGGACAAGAGAGAUAUUUAUUAUAGAAAAGCAAAAGAAGAGGGCUAUAGAGCAAGAUCAGCUUAUAAACUACUUUAAAUAGAUGAGGAGUUUAAUAUUUUUGAGAAUGUUGAUAGAGUCGUUGAUUUAUGUGCCGCUCCUGGCUCAUGGUCUUAGGUGAUUUCCAAGAGACUAAAGGAGAAAGGACUAGACAUAAUUAACGAAAAGAGAAUUAUAUCUGUUGAUCUGUUUGAAAUGGCUCCCAUUGAGGGGUGCACAAUAGUAAAAGGGGAUAUAACUAGAGAGAAAACUGUACAGCAAAUUCAGGAAAUAUUCAAAGAUUAGGAGACAUAAUUGGUUGUUAGUGAUGGGGCUCCAGAUAUUCUUGGGGAUCAUGAUUUUGAUUAAUAUAUCUAGCAUCAAUUAGUAUUAGCUGCCUUGAAUAUUGCCAUUAGGCUUCUCUAGCCAGGUGGCACUUUUGUUGCCAAAGUAUUCAGAGGAAAGGAUAUCAAUCUUCUUCACAGAUAAAUAAAAAUGCUAUUUAGAGAUGUAUACUGCUCAAAGCCAAAAUGCUCAAGAAAUUCCAGUAUUGAAGGGUUUGUUGUUGGCAAAUUUUUUAUUGGCAAAGAAGCUAUUGGACUAACAAGUGAGAGACUUAAUUUAUGGGACGCUUUGACUACUAUUAAUCAUCUUAAGAAUUUUGAAAAAAUAUAUUAUCAAGAAGAAGAGGAAAAAAUUGAAGAUAUUAUUCCAUUUGUUGCUUGUGGAAAAAAUGAAGAGUUUGAUGCUGAUAUGAACUAUUCAUUAAAAACUGUUGUUACAACUCAUAAGAAAGAAGAUGAAAAACAAUAAGAAGGAUAAGAAGAGUAUAAAUAUAUAGAACCAAGAUAAAAACCUAUCGACCCACCAUAUAAAGCUUUUCUUGCAAAAAGAAAUGAAUUAAAUAAUAAUUAAUGA